Prorocentrum cordatum is the source of this 2725-nucleotide messenger RNA. NCBI's taxonomy places the organism in Eukaryota, Dinophyceae, Prorocentrales, Prorocentraceae. The record is from the annotation of a GenBank genome assembly.
GUCCAGCUACCCGGCCGCCCAGUCCCUCCUCCUGGCCAUCGUCGCGGACUUGGCGCGCGCCGGGCUGCGGUCCAAGGCGCAGGGCGCGCCGGAGUGCGAGGCCUCGGCGCCGCGCUGGCUGGGCCCCGACCCCUUCGACGACCCCCCCGCGCUGCGGGUGCACCGCGCCGCCACCACGGUGUGCGGGGCAGACCUGCAGCCGCUGGUCAGGCCCCUGCACGAUUGGCUGCUCCUCCUGACCUCCAAGCGCGGGGCCCUGUACGGCGAGAACGAGAUCCAGGAGUCGACGGCGCCCCUGCCGGCCGCGGACGCGGAGGUGUUGCUGAGCUUCCCGACGGGCGGGGGCUCGGCGGCGGGGCACUGGCGGUUCCUGAGCCAGGGCCUGCUGCAGUCGCCGCGCCGCGACGAGGCGGACCCGAGGCAUCCCAAGAGCUCCGUGGGAUUGAUCUCGGAGGGGCAAGAGGCGGGCCCGAGGCAUCCCAAGAGCUCCGUGGGAUUGAUCUCGGAGGGGCAAGAGGCGCGGCGGCUGGCGGCGCAGGCCUGCGCGGGCCCCGUCGCCCCGCAGCGCCCCCACGCCGUGAGGUUCGGCGCUGUGGACGGCGAAAACCGCGGCCCCAGGGCGAUGCCCGUGCCAGUGGAGCGAGAGGACCCGUGGUUCUGGCUCCGCGACGACACGAGGGAGGACCCCGAGGUCCUGGCACACCUGCGCGCCGAGAACGCGCACACGGAGCAGCGCACCGCGCACCUGUCCGAGCUCCGCGGGGUGCUGUAUGAGGAGCACAUCUCGCACAUGAAGGAGACGGACGAGGGCCCGCCGGAUCGGCACGGGCCCUGGUUCUACUACACCCGCACCGAGAAGGGCCUCUCGUACAAGAUCCACUGCCGCAAGCCAGCCGAGCCCGACCGGCGAGUCCGCGCGCCUGCCGCGGGGGCCGAGGAGCAGGUCCUGCUGGACGAGAACCGGGUCGCGGAGGGGCAGGCACAGUGCGUAGUGCAGGGCGUCAGGCCCUCGCCGGGGCACACCGUUCUGGCGUAUUGCGUGGACUUCUCGGGGAACGAGACCUACUCGGUGGUCUUCGUCGACCUGGCGACCGGGGGGGAGCUGCCAGACCGGCUCGAGGGGGUGCACGGCAGCGUGCAAUGGGGCAGCGACGAGUCGACAGUGUUCUACACCACGGAGGAUUCCGUGAAGCGGCCGUGGAAGCUCUGGAGGCACACGAUGGGGCAGCCGCAGAGCAGCGACGUGUGCCUGUUCACCGAGGAGGACGAGCUGUUCUACUUCUCCGUGGGCAAGACGACGAGCGGGAGGUUCAUCGUUGCCGGCAGCGGCUCAUCCGAGACGAGCGAGCUGAGAGUGCUGGACCUGGACGCCGGCAGCGAGAGCCCACUGCUUCUGCUUCAGGCCCGCGAGUUCGGGCUGCGCUACGAUAUUGACCAUGCGGGCGACUCCUUCCUCAUCUGCACGAACAAGGACAAGGCCCUGAACAACAAGCUGAUGAGCGUGCCCGUCAGCUCCGUGAUGGCCGGCAGCGGUGGCCAGGAGGCCUGGGCCGAGGUGCUGCCCUACAACCCAGCCAUGCAGAUAGAGGCCGUCCUCGCCCUGCAGGAUCACGUCGUGCUGGAGGGCCGCGAAGAGGGCCUGACCCAGAUCUGGACGCUGGGCGGGUCCCUCGAGCCGUCCUCCCUGCAGCGGCUCGAGUUCGACGAGGAGCUGUUCGAGGUCGAGAUCGGGGCCAACAGGGACUACGCGACCAAUUUUCUGCGAAUCCACUACAGCUCCCUCACGACACCACAGAUUGCCAUCGACGUGGACCUGGCCGACCCCGCAGGGAGCGCCCGGAGCGUGGUGUGGCGGAGGGAGGUCCCCAACUUUGAUCCUGGCAAGUACACCUGCCGGCGCUUCUUUGCUACCGCGCCAGACGGGGCGCAGAUCCCAAUCUGCAUGGUCCACAGGAAGGACUUGUACGACGGGGAGGGGGACAACAAGAAGCCAAAGCCAUGCUUCCUCUACGGCUAUGGGUCCUACGGGAUAUGCGUGGAUCCAGGAUUCGACGUUCACGUGCUUCCAUACCUCGACAGAGGCAUGGUGUAUUGCAUAGCCAACGUGCGCGGCGGCGGUGAGAUGGGCCGGGGCUGGUACGAGGAGCAGGGCAAGUAUAGGAACAAGCGCAACACCUUUACCGACUUCAUCGCGUGCGCCGAGCAUCUUGUGGAGCAAGGCAUUACAGUACCCGACAAGAUGGCCAUUGAGGGCCGCAGCGCUGGCGGCCUGCUCGUCGGCAGCGUUCUGAACAUGCGACCAGACCUGUUCCGCAUUGCGAUCGCAGGCGUUCCAUUCGUCGACGUGAUGAACACGAUGUGCGACCCGUCCAUCCCGCUCACGACUGGCGAGUGGGAGGAAUGGGGCAAUCCCAACGAGUGGAAGUAUUUCGACUAUAUGCUCAGCUACUGUCCCUACGACAACGUGCGCAGCGUGCCUUACCCAGACGUCUUGAUCACGGCCGGCCUCCACGAUCCCCGCGUGGCGUUCUGGGAGCCGGCGAAGUGGGCCAGCAAGCUGCGCACCAUGAGCACGAGCCCCGACCGGGAGGUCCUGCUCAAGAUGGACCUCGAGGUCGGCCACUUCUCGGCCAGCGACCGCUACCGCUACAAGCGGGAGAAGGCGUUCGACCAGGCCGUGGUGCUGGACAAGCUGGGGCUCGCCACGGUGGCAAGGCGCGACUAG